GACAUAAAACAUCCCAAAACCCAAAAAUACAUCAAACCUUAAGACAAAGGAAAUGAUGGGAAGCCAACUCCACCGGUCCCCUCUCCUCCUCCUCUUCUUCGUCGUCGUCCUCUUCCUUCACCGUUCGCACGCCCAGCCCAACAUCACCGGCUACACCUGCACGGCGAACCAGACCCACUCCCCGUGCCAGACCUACGCCUUCUACCGGGCCAGCCUCUCCCAGAACUACACCGACCUCGCCUCCAUCGGCGACCUCUUCGGCGUCAGCCGCCUCAUGAUCGCCGACCCCAGCAACAUCUCGUCCUCCGCCCUCUCCGCAACCCUCGCCGCCGACCAACCCCUGUUCGUCCCUCUGACCUGCUCGUGCAACCCCCACAACGGCACCAACAUCUCCUACGCCAACAUCACCUACACCAUCCGCGCCGGCGACACCUUCUUGCGCCUCUCCACCGGGCCCUUCGAGAACCUCACCUCCUACCAGUCGGUCGAGCUCGUGAACCCCGACCUGGUCGCCACGAACCUGACCAUCGGGGUCGACGCGGUGUUCCCGAUCUUCUGCAAGUGCCCCAACGAGACCCAGUCGACGGGUGGGGUCAAUUUCCUGGUCUCGUACGUGCUUCAGCCCAGCGACAACCUCUCAAGCGUGGCGUCGAGAUUCGGGAUCCAAGAACAGAGCAUAGUGAGCAACAACACCAAAUCUACCGAGACACUCUUCCUGCCCUUCUCUAAGCUCCCAAGUCUGACCCAACCCAUCGUCUCCGCCAACACCUCCGCGCCAUCCGCGAGAGAAGAAAGAACAGGGCUCAUCGUGGGGCUGGCAAUCGGGGUCGGAGUCCUCGGGGUAUUCUUGAUUCUGGGGAUCGCGCUCUGGCUCCACAGAGAAAGAUCGAACAAGAAGAGGGUUCCGGGUCCGGGGCCGGCCAAUCUGGAGGGAGAUGGAGAGAAGAGGAUGGCGCGCGGCGAGAAAGGGCCGAGGGAGAUGGAGGUGAAUCUGAUGGCGGACGUGUCGGGCUGCUUGGACAAGUACAGGGUGUUCGGGAUCGACGAGCUCAAGGAAGCGACCGACGGGUUCAGCUCGAGGUGUCUGAUCCAGGGGUCGGUGUACAAGGGUUUUCUGGACGGCGAGGUGUUCGCGAUCAAGAAGAUGAAGUGGAACGCCUACGAGGAGCUCAAGAUUCUGCAGAAGGUGAACCAUGGCAAUCUAGUGAGGCUAGAGGGCUUCUGCAUCGACCCGGAGGACGCGAACUGCUACCUCAUCUACGAGUUCCUGCCCAACGGGUCGCUCCACUCGUGGCUCCACGAUGCCGGCGGCCACCAGGGGAGGCUGAGCUGGAAGACCCGGCUGCGCAUCGCGUUCGACGUGGCCAACGGCCUCCAGUACAUCCACGAGCACACCCGCCCGCGGGUCGUCCACAAGGACAUCAAGAGCAGCAACAUCCUGCUGGACUCCAACAUGCGGGCCAAGAUCGCCAACUUCGGCCUCGCCAAGUCGGGCUGCAACGCCAUCACCAUGCACAUCGUGGGCACCCAGGGCUACAUCGCCCCGGAGUACCUGUCCGACGGGGUCGUGUCCACGAGGAUGGACGUGUUCUCGUUCGGGGUCGUCCUGCUCGAGCUGGUCUCGGGGAGGGAGGCGAUGGACGAGGAGGGGAGGGUGAUGUGGGCCGCCGCGGUCGAGGCCUUCGGUGGGCGCAGCAGCGAGGAGAUCGGGAAGGCCGAGAGGCUGAGGGGGUGGAUGGACGAGGCCCUGGUGGCGGACUCGUCGUGCUCGGUGGAGAGCGUCGCGAGCGUGGUGAGCGUCGCGAUCUCCUGCCUGAACCGGGACCCGGCGAAGAGGCCGAGCAUGGUGGACAUAGUGUACGCCUUGUGCAAGAGCGACGACGUCUUCGAUUUCUCCGAGGAUGGUUUUUCAGCUGAGGCUCAAGUUUCGGCGAGAUGAGAGAGAGAGAGAGAGGGGUCAUGGUCGGGAUCUACUUGCUUACAUUACCAAGUGGAUAAAUAAAAUUCGAGUAAAUGAGCAGUCAAGAAUGUUUUUUUUUUUUUUUUUGAGUGGAGGUUGGAUAAUAUGUAUAUGCAGAAUUCUGGAAAUAAAUUAGCACGGUUUGAUUUAAUU
Molecule: messenger RNA, 2113 nt
Organism: Rhodamnia argentea
Lineage: Eukaryota; Viridiplantae; Streptophyta; Magnoliopsida; Myrtales; Myrtaceae
Product: serine/threonine receptor-like kinase NFP
Exons: 2
Coding region: 53-1939 (628 amino acids)
Biological process (GO): protein phosphorylation
Molecular function (GO): ATP binding; protein kinase activity
Source: RefSeq, a predicted model, not a curated record